AUGGAUCGCCAAUUCUCAACCAAUCCAUCUCGUAAAGCAUGUGGUUGUGCCGAACGUCGCGGUAAGAGGACCGCCUACAUUGCUCUAGGUAGCAAUGUUGGUGAUCGGAUAUCUAUGAUUGAGCAAGCAUGCAAGGAAAUGGACUCGAGGGGCAUCAAGGUGAAGAGAACCAGUAGCCUCUGGGAAACUAAUCCCAUGUACGUCCUAGAUCAAGAUAGGUUUAUAAAUGGAGCAUGCGAGGUGGAAACCGAUCUUGAGCCGUUGCCAUUACUCGAUCAGCUACAAGAUAUAGAGAUAUCCAUGGGACGGCGGAAACUCAUUAACAAAGGCCCUCGGAAUAUUGAUCUUGAUAUUCUGCUCUAUGAAAAUGAAAGUGUUGAUCAUGAGAGGCUGAAAAUCCCUCAUAUUGGUAUCCCAGAGCGUGAAUUCGUUCUCCGUCCCCUUGCCGAACUCAUACCGCAUAAGUCAAUAGACUCCUCCAAGCCUUGGAAGUUUAUCCAGGACUAUUUGAACGAACUACCCCCAGCUCCUGAGCCUCUCUCGACUCUGACGCCGAUUUGUGACUCAGUGGAGCCUUUAAAUGCCCUCAAGGCGACUCGGAAAACGCAAGUAAUGGCCAUCCUUAACAUAACGCCCGAUUCUUUCUCAGAUGGAGGUAUCCACACCCCCGAUUCGCUAAGGGAUACAGUCAUGGCUUAUGUUCGAAGGGGCGCCACGAUCUUCGACAUCGGCGGACAAUCUACAGCACCGGGAACGCUCGAGGUCAGUGCUCAAGAGGAAAUGGAUCGCGUUCUGCCCGUUAUCGAGCUCAUUCGUAGCCUACCCGAAACACGCGAUGUUGCUAUUAGUGUAGAUACAUACCGAUCAUCAGUCGCCGAAGCAGCCGUAAAGGCAGGUGCAGACAUUAUCAACGAUGUCUCGGCCGGACUUAUGGACCCGGAGAUGUUCUCCACAAUGGCCCGAUUAGGCAAGACUGUGUGCUUUAUGCACAUGCGAGGAAACCCUAGUACGAUGAGCAAAUUAAACGAGUAUCCGGAGGGGUUGAUUCCUACUAUUGCCCGGGAGUUAUUGGAGCGGGUAGCGGCUGCUGAAGCUGCGGGUAUCCGUCGGUGGCGUAUCAUCCUUGACCCCGGUCUCGGAUUCGCCAAGGUAGGCGAGCAGAACUUACAGCUCCUGCGCCAUUUCGAUGAGCUGCGAAGCUGGCCGGGAUUAGAAGGUCUGCCAUGGUUAGUAGGGUCUAGUCGUAAGAGCUUUAUUGGUAAAGUCACUGGGGUACCAAAACCAAUAGACCGCGUAUUUGGUACGGCAGCAACCGUCACCGCGGCGGUGCAGGGGGGCGCAGAUAUAGUUCGCGUUCACGAUGUUGUGGAGAUGGGACAGGUAGUAAAAAUGGCCGAUGCCAUCUGGAGGUAUUAG
This is a messenger RNA of Hypoxylon trugodes, 1416 nucleotides long. RefSeq names its product Dihydropteroate synthase. The transcript is spliced from 2 exons. Gene Ontology annotation, cellular component: mitochondrial envelope. Gene Ontology annotation, biological process: tetrahydrofolate biosynthetic process. The record is from RefSeq and is a predicted model, not a curated record. The coding region runs from base 1 to 1416 and encodes 471 amino acids. Gene Ontology annotation, molecular function: 2-amino-4-hydroxy-6-hydroxymethyldihydropteridine diphosphokinase activity; dihydropteroate synthase activity. NCBI's taxonomy places the organism in Eukaryota, Fungi, Ascomycota, Sordariomycetes, Xylariales, Hypoxylaceae.